AUGGUGGUACCAAGACAAAGGGAAGAAGGAGGUGACCAUCAGGAGAGGCUGGAGAAGACCUCCUUGGGAAUCCAAAGUGCAGUGGGUUCAGAGAGUAAGAGCUGGGGCCUGGAGUCGCUGGAGGCGUGCUUGGAGCAGCACAUCCCGCCGGAGGAUCUCGCUGAGGUGAAGCGGAUCCUCUACGGGGGAGAGGCAAGAAAACUUAAUUUGCCAGCUGCUGCUCUGUCAGCAGCUCAGGAAAGAGAAUUUGAGCUACAGGGCUAUGGAUUUGAAGCUGCUCCAGAGCAAUUGAGAAGGCCACGUAUUGUUCGAGUAGGACUGGUACAAAAUAAAAUUCCACUUCCCACGGACACAGCCGUGGCAGUUCAGGUGGCUGCACUGCACAGACGAAUUGAGGAGAUUGUGGAAGUAGCUGCAAUAUGUGGGGUCAACAUAGUUUGUUUCCAGGAGGCUUGGACCAUGCCCUUUGCUUUUUGUACAAGAGAGAAGCUUCCUUGGACUGAAUUUGCUGAGUCAGCAGAGGAUGGGCCAACAACAAAAUUUUGUCAAGAGCUGGCAAAGAAAUACAAUAUGGUUGUGGUAUCUCCAAUCCUGGAGCGAGAUGAAAUACAUGGGGGAACUCUGUGGAAUGCUGCAGUGGUCAUUUCUAAUUCUGGAGCAGUCCUUGGCAAAAGUAGGAAAAAUCACAUUCCAAGGGUGGGAGAUUUCAAUGAGUCUACUUACUAUAUGGAAGGAAAUACAGGACACCCAGUGUUUCAGACACAGUUUGGAACAAUUGCGGUGAAUAUCUGCUAUGGGCGCCAUCACCCUUUGAACUGGCUAAUGUUUAGUAUGAAUGGAGCAGAGAUCAUCUUCAACCCUUCAGCCACUAUUGGAACACUCAGCGAGUCGCUGUGGCCAAUUGAAGCAAGAAAUGCUGCCAUAGCUAAUCACUGCUUUACAUGUCCCAUCAACAGGGUAGGAACGGAGUACUACAAAAAUGCCUUUACUUCCGGAGAUGGUGGAAAAGCACACCAUGACUUGGGCCAUUUUUAUGGCUCAAGUUACGUAGCUGCACCAGAUGGCAGUAGGACCCCAGGACUCUCUCGCACUCAGGAUGGACUUUUGGUGGUAGAGAUGGAUCUAAAUCUUUGCAGGCAAGUCAGUGACAAAUGGAAUUUUAAGAUGACUGGUAGAUAUGAAAUGUAUGCAGAGAAGCUCACUGAAGCAGUCCAGCCUUAUUUUAUACCCAAUAUAAUCAAAGAGUAAGAGAGAGCAUCUCAUUACAAUCAAACGUUACGUAACAAAUUAAAAGGUACUGUUAGAUGAUUGCUUUACUGUGGAUCACAAGUUGUUAUUUUAAUGUUGUCGUUUUGAUUUCCUGGAGCCAACUUUUAAAUAAUAGGAUUCAAAACUGUGUUAAGUAAAGUAAUU
Messenger RNA from Charadrius vociferus (killdeer), 1413 nucleotides. RefSeq names its product ureidopropionase, beta (gene UPB1). The record is from RefSeq and is a predicted model, not a curated record. Lineage: Eukaryota; Metazoa; Chordata; Aves; Charadriiformes; Charadriidae. The coding region runs from base 1 to 1248 and encodes 415 amino acids. The transcript is spliced from 11 exons. Gene Ontology annotation, molecular function: beta-ureidopropionase activity.